ACAGACCUCCCGGUUCAAGGACGCUCAUGAAAUGGAGAGCACCUCCUUGAUGUUUGUGUUGAUGUUGUUGUUGUUACCGUCACACCCGCCGCUGCCGCUGAUCUCGCUGUGCCUUGUGCCUCCCCAACUCUCUCCAGGACAUUGCAAACUUCAUCGGCUUGGAAAAUGGCAGAUGUCUCAGGAGCAGGCGACAGCAACAAGUUGUCUCCUGAGUCACCAAACCACAAUUUGUUCGUUCCCAGUCCAAUUGUAACAAGAAGAACUCGUACUUUGUCAACGUGUGCGAGAGCCGGAGAGAAUCAGGAAACUGGAAAAGUUAAAUCAUUUUGUCGCUCGAAGGGCCAUGGUUUCAUAACACGUGAUUGUGGUGGAUCUGACAUAUUUGUUCAUAUAUCUGAUAUUGAAGGAGAAUAUAUACCUCAACCUGGUGACCAAGUUCAAUACAAGCUCUGCCCAAUUCCACCUAAAUUUGAAAAACAUCAAGCCAUUCAUGUGAACAUUAUCAACUACACCCCAGAAGUUCAUUUGAAAUGGGACUGUCCCAAUGGGGAUGGAAACUAACAUCUACCUUUAUUGUUGAGCAGUGCUUGAGUGCGCGGGUGGCUGCCGGGUUUUUCAGGCAGUAGAUGUGUAAAGUAUUACUGUACUGGCCUGUCACCCUGUUAUUGCACUUGUUUUGAGCAAUGAUGAAACAACUACUUGUCCCUAACUUAACUUAUUUAUAGUAUGCCAUCAGGAUACAUAAAUUCUGUUGCGAAUACUCAAUGAUCCAUAAUAUAAAAGGCUAUAUAGAUGACAUUGUAAAUCAGUCAAUUUGGACAAAUUUAAUACAUUCCUCUUUUUUUAAUCAUCUGUUGGCAACUUACUCCCUCCUUUUCCAAAACCAUUUUAUACAUAAUGUUUCGUUAAAUCUGUAACUGCCACUAUCCAACAAAAAGACUUUUGGCACCCUCUAUUAAAAGAAUUUGAUUGAUUGAUAAAUGUUGAGGCUUGUCAAGUAUCAAGAAUUUUGAGUGAACAUAUACGGUACUUAAUAUUUAUUGUUCUCUUAAUUUGCGAGAAAAGGUUUGUGUAAAAAGUAGUCAUUUUGCACACGGUGAGAUUGAUAAUGUGUACCUCAAGCUAUAACCAAAUUCAUCCUUGUUUGCCUUGGGGACUUUAGGCAUUGUUUUGUUGCAGUAUUACAAUUGAUAGAAACAAGUUCUUUGGAUCUAUCCAAGAAGCUUGUGGUGCUGGGUCCGAUUCCAUGCAAUUCAGAGCCAGAGUGAUUCUCUACAUGUGACCGCAGUUUCAUUUGAGUUUAAAUUAGUUUAGUUACGGAACAAAAAGUAUCAAAAUAGUGUUAAAUGCAGUCUAAAUAAAUAUUUGCAUGUCCGUGUCUUUUUAUUUAAGUUCUCAAAAAAUCUUUCAAAUUUUUCAUUUUGACUUCGCUCUAGUACAGUGACCAAAUGAAGCUAUUUAAUUUUUAUCCUGUUAAAACCAAGAAUAAAUUAAAAAGACUGUGUUUAGAUAUAA
This is a messenger RNA of Frankliniella occidentalis (western flower thrips), 1515 nucleotides long. Its product is annotated as cold shock domain-containing protein CG9705. Gene Ontology annotation, cellular component: cytoplasm. The record is from RefSeq and is a predicted model, not a curated record. Gene Ontology annotation, biological process: regulation of mRNA stability. NCBI's taxonomy places the organism in Eukaryota, Metazoa, Arthropoda, Insecta, Thysanoptera, Thripidae. Gene Ontology annotation, molecular function: mRNA 3'-UTR binding. The transcript has 4 exons. The coding region runs from base 166 to 561 and encodes 131 amino acids.